Messenger RNA from Somion occarium, 1304 nucleotides. Lineage: Eukaryota; Fungi; Basidiomycota; Agaricomycetes; Polyporales; Cerrenaceae. The record is from the annotation of a GenBank genome assembly.
ACAGAUGAAGGGACAGGAGUCAGACCGCACCUUCCACUUGUGGCUGGGCUGUACACGACUUUCUACUGAGAACGUCCAUGGUAGUUGCCAAAGAAGACUCCGGAGAGCGCGAAUACAUCAUGUACACUUCUUAUAUCUACCCCCCGACGGACACAUCGUGCCAAACUGUGCCACUCAUUGGCCCGAACGUCUGCGGAUACAGUGUUAUCACAAGGCUGAUCGCAGAAUGUACUUCUCUUUCAUCAACUUCGCAAAUAUUUCGAAGAAAGCAGGUCAAUUUGUCUCAAAGGCUUGAGCUUCAGCUCGAUCGCCACCACGAUGCCUCACAAAUUGACCAACUGGCCUCAGAGGCUCACAGCCGCGAUAUCAAACUAAUCAUAGUAAUGCACGACAGAUAUUCGCUCGGUUGCUGGGGAACCAAUGCAUACGUUGCAAAGUACAGUCUUCCGACCACGAACUGUCAAGACGGUGUCCCCGACUCAACUGUCUUCUAUACGAACGCGGACGCAAUCCGCCAUGUAAAUGGUUCUUAUUUUAGGAUCUAUCCCCGAACUUCGGGGUGCCAUGUCAUCAGCUGUCUGAUGCCGUAUUCGCUUUCGAAAUUCACAACGAGGGUGUAUACGCCUCACUUAUCUCCGCUCCGAACUGGUGGUAGGUGCGAUCUAGCAAACACGAUCCGUAGUGUCCUCGGUUCGGCCGGUAUCCAGAUUUCUACUGGCGGCGGAACCGACUUGCCCACCUCCUUGCAAUCUCAGUUCUUCAGCUGUCCAAACCUUCAGAUCAUUGCACUGCAUGACUACAAUCUUGAUUCUUCCUACGUUGCUAGCCAUGUUGACACUGCCAAACCGCUUGCUUUGCAAUCCGGAAAACGUCUCCUCUAUGAAGAAUUCGGUGCUUUGGGUGGCAUUUCGAGUUCGAUCUAUAACCAAUACGCUAAUCUCCACCGGUAUUCCAUGGUUGUACUGGGAGGUGACGAAACCGGGAAAGGGGAAGUUGAAUUACGAGAUCUGGAUAGACGAACCGUCAUGGAACACACUCCAGUCGCAGUCCUCAGUUACUCAUCAGCAAGCCCCAAACUGUAUGCAUAUUGCUCCAUAAGAUUGUUCUACCAUCAGUCGCAAUCCCGAAUUGUCUCGAAAGAAAAUUCCUUCGGUUGAACUGCCACGGUAUGUGCACGAAGUGCAGCGCUUGCAUUGCCAUAGUCCCAAUUUUCGAUGUCUGUGUCUGUCUCAUCCUUCGGUAAGUUGCGAGCUCCUCUCGCGCUUCCAACUUUUUGCAGGGACAAAUGAAUAGUGUGAAGAUGU